UAUUGUUGCUGACGAGACGCUGAUAAAGAUUUGUUACUUAUUAUUCUCAGACGGGGUAGCUACAAACAACGACAUAGAAACCAUCGUGGUGAAAAUAAGGUUUCCCCCCAAGAUCACAGGUCCAUCUGAAAAGAGCCAGGUUGAGAGAAUAGAAGGAAAGGAGAUUAAAAUGGAGGUGGAAGAGGCAACCAAGUCUGAAGAAGAGCAGGUGGAUGCGGCUGGCAGCGAAGAGAAGUCAGAUGAAGCUUUGUCUAAUGGUAGCCACACAACCCCUAAGAGAAGCAGGGGUAGGCCCCCCAAAAACCGACCAGUCUCUGAAUCAGAUCAAGCCUUAUCCAACGGUAGCUCCACAACACCUAAGAGGGAAUGGGGUAGGCCCAAAAGAUCAGUCACCAAGAAGGGAAGAGAUGGGCCAAGUGGAGCCUUGUCUAAUAGUAGCACCACAACACCUAAAAAAGGUCAGCCAAAAGGAUCAACCUCCAGGUUAGGUGCUAGCCGCAUAACACCUAAGAGGGGAAGGGCCAAAGGAUCCGUGUUCACAAAACCCAAGAUGCUGAAGGUUAUAGGCAAGCCGUCGCAAGGCCAACCCAGUAAAGUGGUUGACCCCUCCCCUAAGAAGUGUGGCCGGCCCUUUAAAGUUAAAUCAAAAAGGGGUAGGCCAAAGAAGAUCCUAACACCCGAGGAAGAAGAGGAGAGAAAGAAACUGGAAAGUCAGCCAAGAGUGUUGAAGCCAAUUGGAAGGCCACGCAUCUAUCCCCGCAAUGACCCACCAGUCACUGAGCCUAGAGGAAGAGGCCGCCCAUGCAAGUCUGAGGACAAAAGGGGUGCUCACUUGCGGAAACCUCCCAAACCCCCCAUUUAUGAUGGUCCCCCACUGAAAAGGGGCUGUCCUCCUAGUGCAGCAAACAAAGAUGAGAUCGAGGCAGAGCAAGAUGAGGCCAACAGUGAACCUCUAGUCAAACGAUCCUGCAACUCCAGCGAAAAAAGCGAGGAAGGAUUUCCUCCAGUCGAAGAGGACAGUGAAACGGGAAAGGUCAACUGAGGAAAGUGAAACCAGAAAGGGGAAUGGAGGAAAGUGGAUGAAUAUACAGAAGACACCAAUAAGCCAGUUACCCCCAGUGACUGCAGUAGCUUUCUUGGGGCCAUAAGCAGGAUGUUUGGCGAAAGCCCGACCAGAGCAAGUAUUCCCCACUUCAUAGCUGCCCUGUUUUUUUUCUUUUUGGGGUUUCCAGUACAAUUGCUGAUAUGAGAUCAUCUGAUAAUGCAGUUUUAUAUUGGGGUGAUCUCAGUUAUGAAUAUAGAUUUUUAAUUUUACCUUUAUUUUACUAGGCAAGUCAGUUAAGAACAAAUUCUUAUUUUCAAUGACAGCCUAGGAACAGUGGGUUAACUGCCUGUUCAGGGGCAGAACGACAGAUUUGUACCUUGUCAGCUCGGGGAUUCAAACUUGCAACCUUUCGGUUACUAGUCCAACGCUCUAACCACUAGGCUACUUUCACUUGUCUGAUUGCAUUCUUCACCUUUAUGGGGUUAAAAUGGUUAGCCUUAUUGUUGUCCUGGACCAUGCAACUUCCAAUUCUUUCUCUGCAUUGUUGGGAAGGGCCCACAAGUAAGCAUUUCACUGUUAGUCUACGCCUGUUUAUGAAGCGUGUGACAUGCAUUUGAUUUGAACCCAACAUCUCUCAAAUUUCUACAUUAAAAUGUACAGUUUCACAACUUGAGGGGUUUGGUUCACCAAUUGAAUCCUUGUAGUUUGCUUAUCAAUGUUACUCCUCAGAUCAUUUUAUGAUUUAGACUUAAAUAUUUUUUGUUGACUGUCAGUCCUGUUCACUAGGCCUACUUUGACAUAACCAGUGGAGUAACAUUUAAAACAGGACAGCUUGUGAGAUUUUUUUAGAUUUUAGUCUGUUUUCAAUAAUUUUCUUUUGACAUUUUAAUGUGUUCAUUGUCAUAAAAUCUGGUUGAUUACAAAAAUGUUAUAGUUGUGGAUGACUUGGUUUCACAGACCCUGGACAAAUGUUAUACACGUUUAUGUAGGCUACAUGUAUUGGGCUAUAUCAUGAACUCUUGACCAUUUGAAAUUCGAGUAUAAAUGCAUUCCUUUAUGUAUCCACCUGUCAAUUUAAACUCUGCCACUGACCGACUGCAUUAUACAGUGGCAAGAAAGUAUGUGAACCCUUUGGAAUUACCUGGAUUUCUGCAUAAAUUGGUCAUAAAAUGUGGUCUGAUCUUCAUCCAACAAUAGACUGCUUAAAACACAAUUUCUCAUGAAUUUAUUUACACACACCAUGUAAACAUUCAUAGUGCAGGGUGGGAAAAGUAUGUGACCCCUUGGAUUUAAUAACUGGUUGACUCCUUUGGCAGCAAUAACGUCGACCAAACGGUUUCUGUAGUUUUGGAUCAGACCUGCACAACGGUCAGGAGGAAUUAUGGAUCAUUCCUCUUUAAACUUUCAGUUCAGCAAUUCUUGGGUGUGAACCGCUCUUGAGAUCAUGGCACAGCAUCUCAAUCGGGUUGAGGUCAGGGCGUAUUUUUUUCUGUUUAAACAAUUCUGUUGAUUUACUUGUUUUGGGUCAUUGUCCUUUUGCAUUACCCAACUUCUGUUGGCGGACAGAUAGCCUUACAUUCUCUGUCAAAAUGUCCAACUUGGGAAUACAUUUUUCCAUCAAUGUUUGCAAGCUGUCCAGGCCCUGAGGCAGGAAAGCAGCCCCAAACCAUGAUGCUCCCUCCACCAUACUUUACAGUUGGAAUGAGGUUUGAUGUUGGUGUGUUGUGCCUUUUUCUCCACAUAGUGUUAUGUUCCGUCUGUCCAAACAACUCAACUUUGGUUUAAUCUGUUCACCGAAUAUUUAGCCAGUAGCGCUGUGGAAUAUCCAAGUGCUCUUUUGCUAACUUCAGACAUGUUGCAAUGUUUUUUUUUUGGACAGCAGUGGCUUCUUUCAUGGUAUCCACCCAUGAACACCAUUUUAGUUUAGUGUUUCACGGAUUGUGGACUCGGCAGAGUUGUUGGCAUGUUCCAGGGAUUUCUGUAAGUAUUUAGCUUACACUCUAGUAUUCUUCUUAACCUCAUUGAGUAUUCUGCACUGUGCUCUUGCAGUCAUCUUUGCAGGACUGCCACUCCUAGGGAGAGUAGUAAGUGCUGAACUUUCUCCAUUUAUAGACUAUUUGUCUUACCUUGGACUGAUGAUCAAGGCUCUGAGAUACUUUUGUAACCCAUUCCAGCUUUAUGCAAGUCAAUGAUUCUUAAUCUUUUGAGCUCUAUUGUUCAAGGUUAACAUCAGUCAAUUCUUGUGAAUAGCAAAACUCCAAUUGUGAGGUUAAUUUUUAAUAGGGCAGCUCUAACCAACAUCUCCAAUCUCGUCUCAUUGAUUGGACUCCAGUUUAGCCGACGCCUGACUCCAAUUAGCUUUUGAAGUCUUUAGCCUAGGGGUUCACAUACUUUUUCCAACCUACACUGAAUGUUUAAAUGUAUUUUUCUUGUCUAUAUUGAAUACAAUAUUUUGUGUUAGUUUAAGCACCGUGUUUGUCUUGACUAAAAUGUAUGCAGAAAUCCAGGUAAUUCCAAAGGGUUCACAUACUUUCUUGCCACUGUAUAGCCUAGAGGAUAUCUAUUGAGAUACUGUAUCUUCCCAUAUUGUACAUUAAUCCCACUGUACAUUUCACAUUUGUUUAUUCAUCCUUUUUACUAUGUUUUUGCUUAUAGCUGUAUUAAUUUACUUUAGUUCGCUCCUCAUUCAUGCACCUUGGUUGGAGUGCGUUCCCUUCAUAUUGCAAUAAUACUGUACCAAAAGUGACAUUUGGGUAGUGCAAUCUGCCAUGUUCUGAAUCGGGCUAAUUCUUGUCACUGAGUUUUAAUCAAGUAGGCCUAAUUUUAGUAGAGCAAUGCAUUUGUUUUUAAUUUGGUCUUUUCUCAUACAGCUUUGUAGCUUGUGCCCAUCUUUCAAAUCCUAAAUGACCCAUCUCAGCAGUUCUGGUAGGUCUGUGAUUGUCUAGGUUGAGGGGAAUUUCUGAUUAAUCCAGAACAAGGUCUGUGAAACCACUGAAGGUAACAUGAAUGAGUUGUUUUCAGAGUGUGUAAAUUAAGUUUACUGCAAUAAAAUGUCAAACUUUAUUACAAGUGGUUUUUAAAUGUCAAUAAAGCUUAGUCUUAUUUAGUA
Messenger RNA from Oncorhynchus masou masou (cherry salmon), 4154 nucleotides. Its product is annotated as chromosomal protein D1-like. The record is from RefSeq and is a predicted model, not a curated record. The transcript is spliced from 2 exons. NCBI's taxonomy places the organism in Eukaryota, Metazoa, Chordata, Actinopteri, Salmoniformes, Salmonidae. Gene Ontology annotation, molecular function: DNA binding. Bases 170 to 1042 code for a protein of 290 amino acids.